Acytostelium subglobosum LB1 is the source of this 909-nucleotide messenger RNA. RefSeq lists its product as hypothetical. NCBI's taxonomy places the organism in Eukaryota, Evosea, Eumycetozoa, Acytosteliales, Acytosteliaceae. The transcript is spliced from 2 exons. The coding region runs from base 1 to 909 and encodes 302 amino acids. The record is from RefSeq and is a predicted model, not a curated record.
AUGGUAAACUCUAUAAAGGCAGUUAUAAAGGGUCAAUUCAAUAAGGCAUUGACGACAAAGGUGUUUGUAAACAUGACUGUUGAUACACCUGUUGAAUGUACAAUCAAUGGUGUUGUCAAUGAGACUGACAUCCAAUGUACCGUCACACAAUCCGAUGUGGCCACCGGCGUAUACCCCAUCCAAGUGUCCAACACCAACUCUUCAGUAUCCAAUACCUUGGCCCAAUUCACAAGAUUAUACCCAAUUAUAACAAAGGUUGAAGAUAAUGAAGAGGGAGUCACAGUGAUCAAUGGAACAUUUGGUGAUCAGACUACUCAUUCUGUAUCAGUUUGUGAUAAGACAUGUAAUGUAUUGAAUAUUACUUCAAGUUUCAUCAGAUGUAACAUUUCAGAAUUCGUUCCAAAUGGUACAUGUACUGUACGUCUCAACAUUGAUGGUUACAACACUGUUGCCACAUACAAUCAUACCAAUCCACCACCUCCAACUACCUCAACUUCCACCUCAACAACUUCCACUUCCACGUCGACUACUUCGACCUCGACCUCGACCUCGACCUCCACAACCUCCACAACUUCCACUACCAGCUCGACCACAGAAGAAGCAACCACAUCCACGACAUCGACAACCUCUGGCACUACAUCUACUACUGAUAUAAGUACUACCUCUACUACUUCUUCUACUACAACACCAACUACAACUCAAUCAGCAACAACUGAUGUAUCUACAUCAGAGAAUAGUUCGAUUGAUCAAAUCAAUAAUGGAGUUGAACAUACUGAUUCAUCAUUAUACAAACCAUUCAUCAUAUGGCCAUUGGUUGGAUGUGGAGUAUUCAUCAUAUGUGCUGUCCUAGUGAUCGUUGCCCUUAGACGCUACAAGAAGAUACAAAGACAAAAGUUCUUCUUCAAGUAA